This is a messenger RNA of Ambispora leptoticha, 967 nucleotides long. NCBI's taxonomy places the organism in Eukaryota, Fungi, Glomeromycota, Glomeromycetes, Archaeosporales, Ambisporaceae. The record is from the annotation of a GenBank genome assembly.
GGAUAGGAAAUUAGCAUACCCAUCACAUGGCUCCAAGAGAUUAAAAAUAUUUAAAUGGGUGAAAUCUGACAGGAAAAUAAAAUUCGAUGAUGAUGAAGGUGAAGAAGAAUCUUUACGGAACAUGGUGUCUGAGGAUAUUUCCACACCAACCGCUUCAAUUAUACAACCACUUACAGCAGCUUCUACACCCCAACCCUCAGAACCUGAACCAGAUUCCACGCCGAAACCAAUUCACACUUAUCAAAAUCAUCAACAAACAACGCAAAAUCUACGUCCUCCCUCGUUGAUUGCCACCGCUGUAAAGCAUGCAACACUAAUGCGUGAAUCCUCGUCGGCAAUGUCUACACCUCCUGCGGAUAUAUUCGUCGUGAAUACGGAUAACAAUACACCGCAGCAUGAGACAGGUGGCGUUUCCGGUUUGGACACGCCUGAUCAUGAGAUUGAAGAGACAGAGGAUGAAGAAUUAGAAGCGGAAGAAGUUGGAGGGUUAUCUGAUACCGGGAAUAUUCGACGUAGUAGUCAAGAAUUGAUGCGGUUUAAUCUCAAUGAUAGUACUUCCCAACAAGUAACAGCACAAUUGAAACGCGAGGAUGAGCAAGAGCUAGAAAUAUACAAUCAACAAUCGCAAAAUCAGCGAAACCCUAAUAAUCAACAUUACACAUUACACCAUCAACCACUUCAUCAUCAUCAUAAUAAUCACAACAACUAUCUUCAUCAACCAACCAGUUACGUAGAAAUGCCAAAUAAUCAUGAAUACUCGGCCACCGCCGUUCCUACAAAUAACAAUUUCAGCGAACAACCAGUUGUCGAGUACACCAAUGAGUUUGACGACGGUCAAGAAAUAUCGUAUGAUGACAUACAACAGGCGGCCGCUUAUCGGCAACAGAUUGGCGAAAUUUUGGCGCAGGAAGAAUCGGAUGAUGGUGAGAUUGAGGAAGCGGAGUAUAACGAUUUGCAAGAAUUAUGA